Messenger RNA from Ostertagia ostertagi, 1416 nucleotides. The record is from the annotation of a GenBank genome assembly. NCBI's taxonomy places the organism in Eukaryota, Metazoa, Nematoda, Chromadorea, Rhabditida, Trichostrongylidae.
GAAUCGUGGACGAGGGCUGGCCCAGCGGACAAAUCACAGACGGCGAGAGGCGGUCUGGGGUAUAUAAAGGGGCAAUCGCGCGCGCGCGGCCAGACGACGCCUGGUGAGGCCGUGAGCUGGAUGGUGGCGUGUGCUGCUGUGGCCACUCAUCCUCCGAUUUCGCUGGCAGUGCCCAUGACAUCUUGCGCACUGACCGUUGAGCAGCUCAAGCAACAUCUCCUCGCCGCCAUCGAAAAUGGAAAGUGUGAGGUUGCAUGUGAUGUUCUGUCGGAGCUCGAAAAGUCCUCUAUCACCAAGGAAAUUCUCGAGUGUGAGUGCAUCGUUCAGGUCCGGCCAGCUUCGAGCACAACGUCCUCUGCCAAUGGGACGCCGAACAUGGUGUCACCUAGCAUUGCCAAGUUGUCACGUAGAGUUACUCCGUGCACACCAGUAAACAGGCGGAUCACGUCUACAGGUCUUGCAGGAAGCGCAGCGAGUAGCGCAACAGUCUCACCUGAAAAUGGAAGCUAUGCUCCCAAAGAACUAACUUCAAGUAAUGGAGUUCUACAUAAGUCGCAGUCUGUGGGUUCCGAUCUGGCGCAUCGCGGAGACGAUCCGCGAAAUGGAAAGCGGAAACUUGAUGAUGGAGGCUUGAGCGUAGCGAGUGCACCUUCGUCAGGAAUGAAACGCACUAAGACCGCUAUUGGUUCGUUGGCUUCUCCUGGCACCCCUACGGUUUCGGUACUUGCUGCACGAAAAGCAGUCCAGAGCACAAAGGACUUGGUAGCUGAGCUUAGUCAGAACCUUCCUGAGCACAUGAGCAUUGACUCGUCAAUUCGUGAACACGAAGAGCGAGUGAAACGCGAGCAACAAGAUGAGGAGUACGCAAUGCAGUUGUAUGGUGGGGCAUCAACGAGCACUCCGUACUCACAACCUGAGAGAAAGAAGCGGAAAUAUGAACGUAAAAUGAAGCCGCAAGAGUCAACGAGUGAAUCUACUCCUGUGUCUUCUGUUUCUGGCCGUUUUAUACUUCGUUUACCACGUGUGGCUCCAAUCAAAGAGGAGUUAGAAGAAGAUGAAUCGCAACAAAUAUCUCGUCCGCUGUCUUCCACGACAUCUUCGCGUCCAGAGAGUGCUGCAGCCGGACCUUCCAGUGCCACUGAAAGUCGAAGGAAAGUAGAUUGGCUGGCAAUGUUGCCAUCACUGGAAGAGUUACGAGCUAAGGCGGAUGAAAUGAAGGCACUGCGUGAACAAUCGAAACAGGGAUCACAUCAUCCGACGAAGGCAUACAUUAUCCACGUGAAAGACCGUGAUGUUCUUGCUCUCCCAUACUUGGAUGUUCCGACAGUGCCCGAUUUUAUUCAAUACAGGUAUCCCAAUCCUGCGCAAUAUUACGCAGAAGAGAAUUUUAUUUAUGGCGCUCCGCGUGAGACCUGA